This is a messenger RNA of Hypoxylon trugodes, 1801 nucleotides long. RefSeq lists its product as uncharacterized. Bases 113 to 1513 code for a protein of 466 amino acids. Gene Ontology annotation, molecular function: protein binding. NCBI's taxonomy places the organism in Eukaryota, Fungi, Ascomycota, Sordariomycetes, Xylariales, Hypoxylaceae. The record is from RefSeq and is a predicted model, not a curated record. The transcript has a single exon.
CUCCUACCAACCUUAUUGUUAACAUCACACCCAAGUUUGGAUACCUAGACACAAUCCGAUUCACCAACAGAACGUCAACUACCCCUUACCUAAAUCCAUUAAACGUCACAAAAUGGGCAACGUACAAUGCCGGUUCCCAUGGCCCUCCUACAUCCUGAAACUACCCAACGAACUUCUCUCGGAAAUAUUCGCCCUUCUACCACACCCAACGAAAAACAUCGCGAGUGUUCGCUUAGUAUGUCGAAGAUUCCGCGACGUAAGUUCUCGCCAUCUCUGUCCAUAUUUCGUCGUCCGCAUGAGCGAAGAGUCUCUAGACUGCCUCAACAACAUAUCUCAACACCCUUUAAUCUCGAAAGGAGUCAAGAAACUCGGCAUAGAUAUAAGCACCUUCUCCGGCAUGUUAGCGAGAAACCUAGAUGAACUCACCCGAGUAAGCUGCAACGCUCUCGAAACAGCGAAGAAACCGAAGGGGUCCUCUGAUGAAGAUCCCCGCAUCAAAGAAGCGAGAAACAAACGGAACAAAGUCCUACAUUCAUGGUUAAGGUUGCGUAAGAUUGGGUUUGGCGGCGACAUCAACGACCUUAGUGACUGGGACCGGGAAAAUUUCGUGCUCAUCGAUUGGAUUUCCAAGGGCCAUUUACUUGCCCAUGAGGCACAAGAACGAGUUCGAGUCGACGGAAGUUUCGUCCGCAUAAUAGCCGAUGCGAUAGCUAGAAUGCCCCUUGCCAGGUCUAUUUACAUCUCCGAUUCGAACCCAUGGGAUCACUGCGCAUCAUUAACUGAAACCAUGGAAUCCUCUAUGAGCCUCAUUGAGAGUACGAUAUUGCCAAUGAGUUGGAGUACUGCGCACACCAUGGGAUGCGAGGGACCACCUAUUGAACUAUGUAGCGAGAUACCUUUGGCCAUCCACAAAGCGGGUAUCAUGCUAACGGGAGUUGGCUAUGAAAUUACAUGUUUCGAGGGGUUAUCCGGUCUUUAUGGUGAUAGUGGUAAAGUUCUUCAUGAUAUUACAACCGCCAUGCAACAGCUCGAGGACUUUCGCUUCGAUCUAGGCUACCCUUCGUUUUGGGAAUUCAUGGAAGCCCCGCAGGAAAAUGAAUGUCUCUGCAGCUUCUUGCGAGCUUUUAUGAAUACCGACUCAAUCCAAGAAAUGACUCUGAUGCUAAGGCGAUGUUUUAAAGGAAGCUUUCCUCUUGUCUCAACAUGGGGAUGGCCAAAUCUUCGUUAUCUAAAAUACUCGGGUUGUUUGGAUAGUGGUGAUGUGGCGAAGUUCUAUGAGAGAACCCAAGGACCGGUCGAGCUUCAUUUAGAUGCAUGCGAGCUAGUUGAUGGUUUCUGGCCUGAAGUUGCCGACAUAAUGCGCGCUAAUACGCGAUCAGAAGAGGGUAUCUACCCUACUAUUACGGAUGCGCUUGGGGGAGAAUACGGCGUCGACCCUUGGGCCUGGGUACCAGUGUUUGGGGACAAAAAUCGUUACGCGGAAUUUAACGAGACUAAAGCAUGGUGUGACUAGGAAUUGGCGGGGACUAUUUUUGACUUUGAUAUUGAUAUCUCGAGUCGUUUUCAUACCUUGUCGUCGGUAGUAUCUUAGGCUAGUUUCGAGAUGCCUGAAUAAAAAACGUGUUCCUGAAACCCAGCGUAAAUGUGAGUUGGUUGUCCUUAAGGAUUGAAUAUAUCUAUAUUUAUAUCCAAUAUAGAAAGAAGCGCGAAAUAAGGUGGUUUCGCGACGAGUUAGACCGGGAAUUGCCAAGGUCGGGGUUAUUUUAUACUACUACCUCAACGGAGGAGAGUCGUCCGAGAA